Morone saxatilis (striped sea-bass) is the source of this 5879-nucleotide messenger RNA. It is a transcript of the gene cd2ap, whose product is annotated as CD2-associated protein. Gene Ontology annotation, molecular function: protein binding. Gene Ontology annotation, cellular component: cytoplasm; vesicle; plasma membrane. Lineage: Eukaryota; Metazoa; Chordata; Actinopteri; Moronidae. The record is from RefSeq and is a predicted model, not a curated record.
GUAAUCCCAAAUGACUGUCGGGGGUCUCGGCCGCGUUGUUUAUUUGAGUGUUGCUCGUGUGUCGUAGACUGUUGCUUGCAGGGUACGGUGUGGAGCGUGAAUAUAGUGUCACCGUCAGCUGAUCUGCAGUGCUGCUGGGAAUGUGAGUGGGUUUCAGUUAGAAGCGGCUGGACAGCAGCUGGGCUCAGUGUGACAGACACUGACAGGAGAUUAGUGUGACUCGCCACGCUUGGAAGUAUAUUAAGCUCAAAGUGGUUUCACUUCCUCAUUCAUAACGCCUGCUCGGUCUCCACCAAUCCGUGGCUGAGAGAGUUUAACAUCCUGUCCAUACAUGUGCUGGAUGGUGACCAUGGUGGGACCGAGGCAGGAUUAAGUGUCUUUGGUGGUCUGGUGCUCAGUGAGAGCUGGGCUCCUGCAGAGUUUCAGUUCUGCAGCUGCAGAAUCAGCUGCCAGAAGACUAGUUGGCACGUCCUCAUCUGACUGUUGAAACUGCUCUGAGAUCAUCCAGAGAGGCAUGCAGAGGAGUGAGGUCUUAACCUGAGCUUUCUACAAUUCAAGGACACAAGGUCGUGGUGGAGUUCGAGUACGACGCGCUCCACGAUGACGAGCUGACCCUGCGGCUGGGCGACAUCAUCAAGAACGUGCGGUACAUAGAGGAGGAUGGCUGGAUGGAGGGGGACCUCAACGGGAAAAGGGGCCUGUUCCCUGACAACUUUGUUAAGGAAUUGAAGAAGGAAUCUAAAGAGGCCAAGGAAACCAAGAAUGAGCCAAAGGAGGAGACCUCUCAGCCUCUGAGGAGAGAGAAGAGCGCAGGGAACGUGGCCAACCUGGUUCAGAGGAUGAGCACCAUCGGCAUCCCAACCGGCGGCUUCCAGCCUCAGCCACCAGCAGCUGCAAAGAAGCCUAAGAGGAGACAGUGCAAGGUGCUGUUUGACUAUCAGCCAGUGAACGAAGACGAGCUGGAGCUGAAGAUCGGAGAAAUCAUCGACAUCCUCGAAGAGGUCGAGGAGGGCUGGUGGAGCGGCAGCUUGAACGGCAAAUCUGGACUGUUUCCCUCCAACUUCGUCAAAGAGCUGGAUGCCGCAGGAGAGGACGCAGAGCCCAACGACACGGCAGCAGACGAGACCGAUGGAAGUGGAAUGGAAAGCGCCGCCACCCCCACAUCGCCUCAACCCGCCUCAGGGAACGGAGUUAUUGCUCAGCCCAAGAAGAUCCGAGGCGUCGGCUUCGGAGACAUUUUCAGAGAAGGCUCGGUGAAGCUAAAGGUCCGACUGCCAAGCCCUGAAACAGAGGAAAAGAAGGAGAGACCAAUCCCAUCAUUACCAUCUGCUGCAAAGCCCGCCCAUCCCAACAUGACAGAGUCGCAGAGAGCUGACGGAGACGGCAAAUCCAAAGCAAAAGAGUACUGCAAGGUCACGUUCGCGUUUGAGGCUACGAACGAGGACGAGCUGACCAUCAAAGAUGGCGAUGUCAUCCACAUCCUGAGCAAGGACACAGGAGAGCCCGGCUGGUGGCGAGGGGAGAUCGGGGGCAGAGAGGGUGUCUUCCCCGACAACUUUGUCACCAUGCUGUCUGAAGCAGAGAAAGAGACUCCCACGUCGAGAGGGUCAGUGAAAUCAUCGCCUAAGCAGGACUCUGAGGAGAAGCCGAAAAAGCCACCUCCACCAUCAAAAAGCAUAGCUCUCAAGCCGGACGUUCCGAGUGCCGACAAGAAGCCUCAUCCCAUCAGGCCAGAGGACAGAGUUGACAGGCCUACGCCAGAUCACAAACCAUCCAAGCCUGCAGCGCCGGUGGUCCCGCCCAAGAAGCCGGUCCCCCCUCCUGGAAAAGGCAGACCCGGAAGCCUCCCGCCAAAGAGGCCCGACAAGCCUCUCGCUCCCUCGCCAAACCUCAAGCACAAUGGAGAGGUGCCUUCCACACGACCAAAGUCCGACUUCGAGCCAGUAUUGCCCACCAAACCCAAAACCCUGUCUGGGGACUGGGGGGAGAAGUCCUCGGAUAUGGAUCUGAUGAGUUUUGAUGACUUGUCGUCUACCUCGGAGAAGCUCUCUCACCCCACUGUUAACAGACCAAAGAUGCCUGGCAGGAGGUUGCCUGCCCAGUUUGGUGGAGGACAGUCGCCCAAUAAGGAAGUGAGCGUGGAGAAAUCUUUCAAGAUCGACGAAGAGGACGCAGCCAAACCAAAGCUAACAGAAACCAGAAAGCCUUCCGCAAACAGAUCCCAGUCACCGUUACUCAACAGGCCCGCCGCCAGCACCGAGACCAAGCUGAGCACCGCGGCAGGCCCAAGCUCAGACGUUGCGUCGCUGGGCAUCAGGGCCCGGCUGGAGUCGGAAGAGCUGGAGGAGCUGAGGAAUCAGAUGAAGGAGCUACUGCUGUCCGUGGAGCUCCUCAAGUCCCAGCAAAUAGGGAGAUAGAAAAACUAAAGCAGACCGUCCACUCGACGUGAAGCCCAGGCUCCAAUCAACAGCAAGCCUCAAGGUCAGCUGCUGGCCUGUCGACCAACCAGAGCGCAGGAGGGCAGUGUUGGGCGGAUGGAAUGGAAUGGAGGGAGAGAGAGAGAGGGUGGGGAAUGAGAUGAACCACCUCGAGUACAAUCCUUUUCCAGUGAUCUACGAAAAUAAACUCUCCCCAAAUUUGUAAGAUUUACAUUUUGCACAUAUAAUUUUUUUUUCCAAGUUAGAUGUAAUUAAGUUACAGAUGUAUAUGUUUCUCUUUAUUUCUUUUUUAUUUUUUUUUAUUUUGCCAACACAAAAAAAAACUGAGGCCUUACUUCGAACUACUGUGCUGGACAACUCUGCCGCUCACGCUCUCUCCCCUUCACUCCAGCGUUCCUCGAACCCCUCGGGGAGGAGGUCCGCUCUCAGUACUACUGACUUUGUAUAAAGCAGGGGGCGCUUGUUUUCCUCGCCUGUAUUUUCUUUCUCAUAUUUUUUUAUGAUGCACAAAUUUUAAAAAAAGAUAAGAAAAUGUUGAUUUCAGUUAACAUAUUUUGAUCCUCACGGCGAAUGAUUUUCCUUUUUCCUACACAGCGGUUGUCAGCAGUACUCCACUCCAUAGCUGCAUCGCAUCAGAGAGAGCUCUUCUUUCAUUUUUCUUUGUCUUUUAUAUGGUUUCUAGCAUUCCUAUCCAGGGUAACACUACUGUGCCUGUUAAAAAACAAAAUUAUAUUAAGUGUUUGUAAUGGGAGCUUACAUAUACCAUGAUGGUGUCUGGAAAUGUUGCAGCAUGAUAUUGUAUAUCUAUAUUUUUUAAGUCUACUGACAUGCCUAGUCAAAUACUAUAUAGAGGGCCUUUUCUAUGCUGGUCUCUUCUAUUUUUGUCAAACUGUUUCACCCACUGGGAAUGUUCCCAGAGGUUUAGCUAGUCUGCAGGUAAUGCAGACAGAAUCCACAUGCAAAAAAAAACCCCACCACCUCUAAAGAGAAGAAGAGGAAGAGCGAGGAAAAGUGACUGCAUUCUUUGAUUUACAGAGUUCCUGACCAACACAUCGCCAUCAAAAAAGCAGCCUCAUUAUGAUCGUCUCUGCAACCUGCUUUUACUUUCUUGGUUUUAAUCAGGCCGCCAUCCCUCUAAUCCGUGUCGCAGCCCGUUCUUCCUCUCCUUCCUCUCAUCCCUCUUUGAUUCGAAGUGAAUCAUAUAAUCUGAGAGGGGACUUGUCUUACCGCUCUGUAAAGUGUUACGCAUGAGCCUGCACAGCACUCAUCAGUUGUCCUGUCCUUAUCGUAUGUGUCUGUGUAUGUGUCUGUGUACGUGUCUGUCUACUUAUCUUCCCACAUUCCAAGUACACGAGUUAAACAAACUGGAAGCGCACAGUAGAGAGCAGCAGUAAUAACGAGAUUAACUCACAUUCUCCUUGUUCUAACUUGGUUUGAGGAGCAAAGAGUUAAAACCCCUAUGUGUAGGAGUUUUAAUGUUUGUGUAAGCUGAUAUAGUAUCAAAUGAAUGAAAAAUCUCUUGGUGGAAUAUUUGUAUGUUCCGGUGCAGUCUGUCUGCCACUACAGCGUCAGAGCUCUAGAGACGGCAGUAACUAUCUGUCAGUUGAGUAGUCCAUCCACCACUACAGUCCAGACUGAAACAUGCUGCUAAAUAUUGCAUGGAUCACUAAUACAUUUUGUGUGCACAUUUAAGGACCAGUGUGUAGGAAUAAGUGGCAUCAGGCGCUGUAGUGGUAGAUUCCAACACGCUUGCUUCACCCUCUCCUUCCAAGUUAAAAAAAAAGAACAAGAACCUUUCUGCUAAUAGAUCCUCCUAAAUGUUACACACUGGACCUUUAUUGGUCCCAGAGGAUGAAUCCUAAUGAUGUUGGUGAUCCCCUGAUUGUUCAUGUAACAGCACCAACAGGUCAAAGUUUUCAAUUAUCCAGUGAAAUAUCUCAAUUUCUAACAGAUGUAUUGACAACAGUAACUUAGUUUCAUCUCUUACCUUGCGCAGCUGGGUAACCUCACCCACAUGUCACAGUGUACUGGGUCACCCUGGAAUACACUUGCAGCUAAGUGAUUUUCAGCUGGUGUGAGGAACUCUUUUAUCGGUGCAAUACUUAAACCUGCAAAACUAAUGACAUUCCAAUCUUAGCUUAGCAUUAUACCCGCUUAACAUCGGCAUGUGAGCAUCAUUGCCUGAUCAAAGCUGAUCCAGUUUUUAAAAAUCCAGUAACAUAUCGGCCAACACGUUGACCUAGAUAAACUCUGAGUCAGACAUUUUACAAAUAAACUUGCAAACUUGCAAAGUGCUCUCUACAAAACACAAAAAUGCGUCGUGCUGUUUCAAAACAUUUGUUGUUGCAUAUUAAGCAUUUAGUACUAUUAUUAAGUACAGCCUCACAGAGCUGUUAGCAUGGCUGACUCUUGGUCUUGUUCGAUACUACGACUAGGAGUCGCCAACAGUUUAAAUCCUACACAUAGGGGCUUUAGUUCAUGAACAGAAAAAGAAAUGGGUUGCUUACUGACGGUCCUUUUAUUUUCUUCUCAAAAGCAUUUUCAACAGCACAGAACUGCUGCUGCCCUUCCGCUUGCUAAUCUGUUUUUUCGAGUCGAACUAAUGCAUUGUAGGAUGUGAGUCACCCUCAGUCCGCCUGCAGCCCUGAGCUUUGAAUGUCCAGAAUGUGCUUCUGUGCUGAUGAACAGCUUAUCUCCAUGCUGAGAUACCUUUGAGAGGAGACCAGUACAGUACCAAGUGGAACCCCUCUGGCUUUAAUACGGGGUUAGAGGAACAUUUCAGCCCUCAGUAUUGGUCACAAUAUUUACAGCAGGUUUCACUUCCAAAUCAAAUGUUGUAUAAACGUCUCACAUCUACUACUGUGUACCACAAAUACAAGUACCGUUCUUCCUUGUUUUUUUAAUUUUAAAUAUCUUUAUACAUAUCUCACAAUUGUCUUAAAGAAGUGUUACUUUGCUUUUAAAUCCUCCUCAGGCUUUGUUGCAUGUGUUCGAUGUGUGCGUGCAUGCUUUUGCUGGUGUCGGCUGGCAAACAGUGCAACAGCGUCCACAAUGUAAAAUUCUGGGCUCCAGAGUGCUUUGACCAAGUUGAUACUAUAUAUCUGACCUUAAUGAGCAUGGAACUCAUGCAAUAUGUUGAUGCCUAACAUAAAACAGACUUCCUUUUAGCACAGCAGCUCUUUAACAAUACUGGGCGAUGAAAUAAUCACAUCGUGGGAACGGGGGACUGGGGUGGGGUGGAUGGGGCCACAGCUCUUCAUGUAAUAACUGUAAUGCGGCUUAACUUCCACAUAUUGUACAUUCCAGAGUUUGACACCAAGAAAAGAAGAAAUCUGUGCACAUUUAUAACAUUUUCAAGUGAUUUUGUUUACAAGAGCUGUAUCCUUGCAUGAGCUGAGAUUCUUCUCAAAAAUGAAUAAAUAUCAUCUUUAUUUACUGUCA